This is a messenger RNA of Paramecium pentaurelia, 744 nucleotides long. NCBI's taxonomy places the organism in Eukaryota, Ciliophora, Oligohymenophorea, Peniculida, Parameciidae. The record is from the annotation of a GenBank genome assembly.
AUGCAAUUGCUAUUAAUAAAGAUUGUUCAAUAUUAAUUGCUGGAUGGUAGAAUUAAAUUAAAGUGUUUGAAUUUAUGCCAAUAGAAAUUGAAUGGCCAUAAAGGUAGUAUCUAAUGUUUGUUAUUAAAUAAUAAUGAAGAUAUUAUUGUAUCUGGUAGUAACGAUAAUUAAAUUAAAUUCUGGUAGAAUUAAAAUGGAUGGCUGUGUUCUUAGACUAUUAAUGAUCAUACACAAAUUAUAAAUGGAUUAAGUUUCAAUGAAUAAUAAAAUAGAUUGAUAUCUUGUGGAGAUGAUAAGUUCAUAUUAGUAAUUGAACAAAAUGAAUAGAAUAAAUAAUGGAUUGUAAUAUAAAAAAUAACAGUAGAACAAUAUGGAUUUAGAUUAUGCUUUAUUGAUAAUGAUACAUUCACAUUCUAACCUUUUUGUAAAGAGUACAUAGAAGUUUUUGAGAUGAAUAAUAAUAAUAAAUAGUAUACUAAGACAAAGGAGAUUCCUGUAAAAAGUGGUUCUGAUAACGGUUUAUUUCCUUAAUAAUAUAUAAGAUCAAAAUGUAUGCUUUUGAAUAAGAAUAGUUCAAUUGUAAGUUUAAUAAGGAGGAAAAAAAAUGGAGAAUUUAUAACCGAGGAAUCUAUUAACUUUGGAACUUCUGCUAUUUAUGGUAAUAUGAGUGAUGAUGGAUAGUAUUUGAUCACUUGGGAUAAUAAAUCGAAAGAAAUUUAAGUUAGAUAAUAUCAGGAGAAUUGA